This is a messenger RNA of Oppiella nova, 1110 nucleotides long. The record is from the annotation of a GenBank genome assembly. NCBI's taxonomy places the organism in Eukaryota, Metazoa, Arthropoda, Arachnida, Sarcoptiformes, Oppiidae.
AUGAAAAACAAAAAGGAAGACAAGCUUUGUAUGGUUUGCGGCGAUUUGGCCACAGGGUAUCAUUUCCAUGCCAUCACUUGUGAAGCGUGUAAACUAUUUUUCAAGAGAAAUGCUAUGAAAAAUGAGGAACUAUAUCAUUGCUUUUUGGGCAAUAAAUGUAACAUAAAUGUGAACACUAGGAACAGCUGUAAGCCAUGUCGCCUAGCUAAAUGUUUUGCAGUCGGAAUGAAAAGUAAUGCAUUUCAAACUGAAGAGCAAAAACAAAUGCGAAAAACUAUUAGAAAGCGAGACAUUAAUUAUCGGUCGGAAACCAGUGAUGAAAACAGUACUUCCAAUAAAUACCCAUCGCAUCAGACAUCGGAUGAUGUUAUUUAUGAUAACUUUCCAAAUGUUUUAGCAGACAGUGAAUUAUCACUGAAAACCACAAACGCUUAUGACUUGAAUCUGUCGGUCAUACCUGUUAUGAAACCCAUCACUGAUUAUAACAAUCAGUUCAAUGAAUUAGAGGGCAAUCGGUUGAGUGAACUCUUGGAUGCUCUGAAGGUUAUGAUGAAUCCUAUGGUCAACGUUAAUGAUAAUGAAAUAAACGCUUAUUCUGUCGAUGCCUUCAAUUUGAUACUUCGGUGUCAGGAGAAUGGUCUCCAAAAUAAUGUCCAAAUGGCUAAACGUUUGAAUGGAUUUAAAUCGCUGUGUGAGCAUGAUCAAUUGACUUUAAUUAAAUACGCGUCCAUUGAAAUCGUUGUCUUGCGAAUGAUAUUAACUUUUGACUUUAAUAAAUUAUGCUGGUCAUUUAACAUAAAUAAUCACAAUCAUAUUGUGAAACUCCAUUUAACUGCCAUUAUAUUGUUUAAUCCGAAUCGACCUAGCCUCAUUAACAAAACUGCCAUAAAAUUACAGUAUUAUAUUUAUGUUCAUUUACUUCAACGGUAUCUACAAUUGAGAUAUAGAUCGGAUGAAUUAUCUGUGAAAGGGUAUCAUUUCCGUGCGAUCACUUGCGAAGCGUGUAAACUAUUCUUCAGGAGAAACGCACCCAAGCAUGGGAAUUCGUUCAAUACUGAUGAUCAGGAGCAAUUGAAAAAUCUGACCGUUAAUGACAGCACCAAAUUGAAA